AUUCACAGCAUUCCUCCAGAAAAGACACAUGAUACGACAUCUCAAUAUUAUUUCUUCCAACAUGUCUUUGAAUCGUAGAAGAAUAGAGAGCGCUGAAAAUCGUUACAAAAUAAAUCAAAUACUUCUCUCGUCACUGAAUUUAUGGCCGUUUCAACAAUCAAAAUAUACGAAAAUUAUUCGUACCUUUCACUUUGGCAUAAUGACAUCUUUUAUAUUCUUUCAGUUGACAUCGUUCGUUACAUAUGAAGUUACUCUAGAUGUCAUCAUUAUGGUUCUUUCAUAUGCCAUACCGUCUUUUAUAUAUGUGAUACAAUAUUACUCAUUUUCUUUCAAACCUUAUACAGUGAAGCGAAUUUGGAAAGAUAUUCAUAACAGCUGGGAUUUGAUGAAAAACGGAGCGGAGCGCAAAAUAAUGCGGCAAUAUUCAAUCGCGGGUGAACAGAUCACGAUAUUACUAUCACGUAUGAAAGUUGUUAAAAAACGCUAUAAUUAUGUGAGAAUGCCGCUGUAGCGGCAUAUCGCAUAUCCUUAGUAUUAUACAUAGCACGUAACAUUACGAUGAUUAAUAGUUAAUAUUAGCCGCACCCCAGGGGAUGUAGGGGAAAAGGGUCAAAUGGGAGCCACUUAAGGAUAAAGUCAAAAAAACAUAUUAAAAAUAUUAUAUAUUUAUUUGAACUUAAGCGAAUCUUAAACUAGAACAAAUGAGCUUUUGAAUAGAGUUCACAAGAACUGUUAAAAAGUAUUGAAUAUAAGUAUUUUUUUAACUUGAAGAAAAAGUAGCUUUGGCUCCCAUUACCAAAGGUACGAGGUAAUGAGAGUCAGUACACGGAGUACUUAGAACCAAAAUCUCUAAAUAAACCUAAAACAAUAUAUAAAUAAAACAAUAUAUAUAUUUUUUGCCAUAUUACGACACAAAACAAUAUACUUUUAUGAACAGAAACUGUAAUUAUCAUAGAAAAAUACAAAAUCUAAAAUUAAUAUACUUUUAUCAAUAGAAACUUUAAUUAUUA
This is a messenger RNA of Ooceraea biroi (clonal raider ant), 1010 nucleotides long. RefSeq lists its product as uncharacterized. The record is from RefSeq and is a predicted model, not a curated record. NCBI's taxonomy places the organism in Eukaryota, Metazoa, Arthropoda, Insecta, Hymenoptera, Formicidae.